CGCGCAAUGGGCGUGCGCACGCCCCGGAGUGCUGCUGCGCGCCCCCGCCUGUGUGUGUUUGUGUGUGUGUGUGUGUGUAUGUAUGUGUGUGUUGGGGAACUGUCGGGAGAGGAGAGGACCAGUGACUGAGGCAGAGGAGACAAGUGCGAAGAGGCUCGGCGCUGAACGGGACUCCACGUAAAUAAACACAGCAGACGGUAUCGCUCUGUCGCAGGGGACUGAAGAUACAGAACAGGCUUCGUGUUUCGCACCGCAGAGAGAGGAGAUAAGAUUGAAGAAAACCACAGAAGAAGACGAAGCAGAGCACUAGCCAGGGAGGAGGAGGAGAGAGGGGAUUUGAGUUUCUCUGUUGUGAAUGUGCACGUGUCCUCAGACGGUGUGACUGAACAGAGAGGCGGGGCGUCGCUGUAUUUGGGGGCAGACCUUUGCGUCACACACUGAUGAUGGAGAGGAGAAGGAUGGACGCAGCACUGCUGGUGCUGUUCUUGGUACACCUCGCCACUGCACUGGAGGUCCCACUAGACCUUCUGGAAGGACUGCCGCAGCCACCGACCAUAACUCACCAAUCCCCCAAGGAUUACAUCAUCGACCCACGAGAGAACAUUAUAAUCCACUGUGAGGCGAAGGGGAAGCCUCACCCCAGUUUCUCCUGGACCAGAAAUGGGACCCACUUUGACAUCGACCAGGACCCCAACGUGACUAUGAAACCCCACUCUGGGACCCUAGUGGUGGACAUCAGCAGAGCGAAGGCCGAACAAUACGAGUGUGUGUACCAGUGCACAGCGAGGAACAAACAUGGAACUGCUGUUUCCAACAACAUAGUUGUACGACAGUCCAGGUCCCCCUUGUGGUCAAAGGAGAAAAUCAAGCCAAUUGUCGUUCAGGAGGGUGUGUCCUUAGUGCUGCCGUGUCGACCCCCAGCUGGCCUGCCUCCUCCCAUCAUAUUCUGGAUGGACAAUAACUUCCAGAGGCUGCCUCAGAGCAGAAGGGUGUCCCAGUCCCUGAACGGAGACCUUUACUUCUCUAAUGUACUCCGAGAGGAUUCCAGGAAUGACUACAUCUGCUACGCCCGCUUCCCAUACACACAAACUAUCCAGCAGAAACAACCCAUCACCGUCAAGGUCCUCAAUCUGGAUGCAAUCAAUGACACAAUGGCAGCUUUUUACAAUGACACUGAUUUAUUUAGUGAAGACCCAGCAGAUGAGAGAAAGCCAACCUUCCUCAUCCCAUCUGGCCCCUCCAGCUCCAAGAUGGUGCUGAGAGGACAGGUGCUGGAGAUGGAGUGUAUUGCAGAAGGACUGCCCACCCCUGCAAUCUCUUGGACCAAAAAUAGCGGCGAUCUCCCAGCUGAUCGCACAUCUUACCUGCACUACCAGAAGACCCUACGUAUUGUGAACGUGUCAGAAUCAGACGCAGGAGAUUACCGCUGCACCGCCAGGAAUGAGCUCGGCUCCGUGUACCACACCAUCCACGUCAUGGUCAAAGGUGCUCCGUAUUGGAUCAGUGGCACCCCCAAGAACCUUGUCCUAGCUCCAGGAGAGGACGGUACGCUGACCUGCAGGGCCAGUGGCACGCCCAAGCCCUCCGUCACCUGGUUUAUGAAUGGCAUCCCCAUAGAGAAUUCCCCUAAGGAUCUCAGCAGGAAUGUGCAGGACGACACCAUCAUCUUCAGUGUUGUGCAGACUGGAUCCAGCGCUGUCUACCAGUGUAAUGUCUCCAAUGACUACGGUUACCUCCUGUCCAACGCUUUUGUCAAUGUGCUCUCGGAGCCGCCUAGAGUGCUGACACAAGCCAACAAAGUGUACCAGGUCAUCAAAAAUCACCAGGCCCUAUUAGACUGCGCUUCCUUCGGGUCACCCAUCCCUAAAAUUACAUGGUUCAAAGACAGUCGGUCCAGCACUCUUGAUGGAGACCCUUACAUCCACCAUGACAAUGGGACUUUAGAGAUUCAUGUAGCUCAAGCCCACAAUAGUGGCAAAUACACCUGCGUGGCCGGAAAUACCCUCGGUAUCUACGAGAAUCACGUCUAUUUGGAGGUCAAAGAUCCCACCCGAAUCCUGAAGCAGCCAGACUACAAACAGGUCCAGAGGGGCAGGUCUGUAGUGUUUGAGUGUAAGGUGACAUACGACCCCUCACUCAAGCCCACCGUGACCUGGCUCAAAGACGACGGAGAGCUGCCCGAUGACGAGAGAUUAAUAGUAGGCUUCGACAGCCUCACCAUCACUGAUGUGACAGAGAACGAUGCGGGGGUGUACACCUGCAUCAUGAACACCACUCUGGACCAUGAUUCAGCCAGGGCUGAGCUCACUGUUGUCGGGGCCACGCCAAUACCAGCUGUUGUCUACGAGCGACCCGACCCCCCAACUGACCUGGAGCUGACGGACAAGAAAAAGAGGAGUGUUCAGCUCACUUGGACCCCUGGGGAUGAACAUAACAGUCCUAUUCAGAGCGACAGGGAGGGUCUAAUUAAAGAUGCUUUUAAGAUGCAUAAUGAAAAUAACCCAACAGGUGUACAUGGAUUUGGAACAGAACAUGAUAAUCUUGUAAUCUCAUGGAAGCCGCUGACAGGCCUCCAGUCUAAUGGUCCAGGGCUUCACUAUAAAGUGAUGUGGAGGCAGAAGUUGAUGGAGAGUGAUUGGACCAAAGUGACUGUGGCUAACAACUCCAAGUUUGUUGUGUCUGGAACGCCCACAUUUGUUCCAUAUGAUCUCAAAGUUCAGGCAGUGAACGACUAUGGAGCCGGACCUGAGCCUGCUAUUGCCCACGGCUACUCAGGAGAGGACUUGCCAGUAGCAGCUCCAGAAAAUGUGCAUGCCAUGUUGCUGAACAGUACUCUGUCAGAGGUGCACUGGGAUCCUGUGCCCUCCAAAUCAAUACGAGGACAUCUGAAAGGAUAUAAGGUGUACUACUGGAGAGAGCGCAGCCUCCAUAAACACAACCCACAUCAUGUGGAGAAGCAGAUCCUGACCUUCAGUGGGAAUCACACCCACGGCAUGCUGCCAGGCCUGCACCCCUUCAGUCUCUACUCAUUUAAUGUCCGAGUUUAUAACGGGAAGGGAGAUGGUCCCCCAAGCCCCGACCAGCAGUUUGAGACACCUGAAGGGGUGCCAGGUGCUCCCACUUCCCUGGUAGUCACCAACACCAACAUGGACACUCUAACCCUUGAAUGGAAUCCCCCUCAUGACCGUAAUGGACACAUCACUGGCUACACCCUCAAAUAUCAGCCAGUCAAUAACUCCAAUGAGCUGGGCCCAGUGGAGGAGCUGGCCCUGCCCGCCAAUGCCACCUCAUUCACUUUGCUGAACCUCAAGUACAGCACACGCUACAAGUUUUAUUUGAAUGCGAAAACAGUCAGGGGAGCAGGCUUGGCCAUUUCUCAGGAAACUGUCACCAUCAUGGACGAAGGAAACACGCAAACCCCUCAUUCCAUUGCACGGUCUCCUCCACGCCGUCCGCCCCACAAGGCGCGGCCUGUGAGUCCUUUUGGGAACGUUAGCUCCUCGUCUGGAGAGGACGGGACCCUGAUCAGUUGGGAGUACUGGGGCCCGGAGAAAAACAUUUAUGUAGAAUACAUAGUGAAAAACAGUGAAGGUGAAGAGGAGUGGCAGAAAGAGCUUGUGAACGGCUCUCAGAAUGUUAUGCUGAAAGGCUUAAAGGGGGGCCUCUCCUAUAGGGUGCGUUUGGUGGCCAAAGGUCACCACGACCAGCCGCUCCACCGCUCUGAGGAGCUAUUGGUCUUGGUCCCAGCUGUGACGAGCAGACAAGUGGACAUCGCCACUCAGGGAUGGUUCAUUGGCCUCAUGUGUGCCAUCGCUCUGCUCAUCCUGAUCCUCCUUAUCAUCUGCUUCAUUCAGAGGAAUAAGGGAGGGAAGUACCCUGUCAAAGAGAAGGAGGAUGCACACACAGAUCCAGAGUUCCAGCCCAUGAAAGACGAUGACUGUACUUUUGGGGAAUACAGUGACAAUGAGGACCAUAAACCGUUAAAAGGGAGCCGCACGCCGUCUAAUGGGACAGUUAAGAGAGACGACAGUGACGACAGUUUAGUUGACUACGGGGAAGGAGGAGACGGACAGUUCAACGAGGAUGGCUCGUUUAUCGGCCAGUAUAGUGGAAAGAGUGUCAGCAGGGAGACUGCUGAGGGCCACGAGAGCUCAGAGGCCCCGUCCCCUAUUAAUGCCAUGAACUCCUUGAACUCCUUUGUGUAGCCUGUCAGUCCUCACAGACAAGUGUGAGGUGCUGCACUGACCGCUCAAUCCCCACAUCUCUCUUAAAGGGGUGUCCCAACACCUCACGGCUUUAUGAUCACAUCUCCAUCCCCAGUGCCACACAUGACACACUUGGUGAUCUUUAUGGAGAGGCUUGGAGACCUAAAGCAGCAUUUAGGAAUGAAGUAGCUCAACCAGACAUUUGAUUUUUAACAGUGCAUGAAACAACUCAUAUGACCUAAAUCCAUAUUUAAAUUAACACUUUGAUAUUAACAAGUGUCACAUUCUUACCAGGAAUCUCUUAUGGACUAUGCAGUGCUCGUCUGAACUAUAUUUGUUUUUGUUACUGGUUAUUAUAUUAUCUACUAUGUUCAAAUAGUAAUCAGUUUCAUGUAUGUUUUCCAACACCGAAUCUUGUAUCGGAAUCUGUAUUUAAUAAUGUAAUUCCUUGAUGUAAUUCCAUCAGUGCAUAAGGCAGAUCAUGUACAGUAUAUAUAUAUAUAUAUAUAUAUAUAUAUAUAUAUAUAUAUAUAUAUAUAGUAAACUAUCUGUAAACAGAAUAUUGGGAGCAGUGCACACAGCAUGCUUGAGAUUGCUGCAUUAAUACAUCCUCAUCUGUCACCACUCUGUUGAAUGAAGGAGGAAGCUGAAAUGCUGCAUGGCCUGUCAUAUGAGCUCAUGACCUUUGCCCUGCAUGUAACCUCUUAUUGAGCUUGAUCUGAAGGCGAGUGAGAAACGCCAAGCGUGUGUGACAGCUUGCCUCGGUCCCUGCAGUGCUCCUUCAGCAGGUAGUGCCUUUUUAAAAAAAAAAAAACAACGAUUCAAUUCUGAUGUCUCUUUCCAGAGUUCAGUGACUGGAACAGAGGCAGUGGCAGGACUGCAAAAGUCACAUCCAAUGAUAAAAUAAGCUUGAGAAGAGGACUAUGUGGAGGGAGGAAUAAUUCAUAUACUCUUGUCAUCUUUUUUUUUUUAAAAGACGUCCCAAUGCCUUGAAACACAGGACUGGCUUUGAUUCCUCCAUUAAGCUAAGCGCACCUACAUUGGAUCAGACUAAAACAUCAUUAAAACCAUGUUGCAGUUUCAAA
Molecule: messenger RNA, 5290 nt
Organism: Perca fluviatilis (European perch)
Lineage: Eukaryota; Metazoa; Chordata; Actinopteri; Perciformes; Percidae
Product: neuronal cell adhesion molecule-like
Exons: 32
Coding region: 441-4205 (1254 amino acids)
Biological process (GO): brain development; cell-cell adhesion
Molecular function (GO): cell-cell adhesion mediator activity
Source: RefSeq, a predicted model, not a curated record